Molecule: messenger RNA, 2514 nt
Organism: Cygnus atratus (black swan)
Lineage: Eukaryota; Metazoa; Chordata; Aves; Anseriformes; Anatidae
Gene: DRC10
Product: IQ motif containing D
Exons: 5
Coding region: 309-1598 (429 amino acids)
Molecular function (GO): protein binding
Source: RefSeq, a predicted model, not a curated record
CGACCGCAGGGCCCGGGCCGCGCCUUCCGGACUGCUGCUGAGGGGGAGCUGGGGGCUUUCCCCCCACCGGCCUUCGAGGUUGAAGGUUUAUUGCUUCCCUCCCUCCUCUGGGGUCUUCUCAUGCCCCUGGGGGUUAGACAGCCUCUCUAGGACAGAGAUCAGUUCUGAAGUAAAAUCCACAAAGGAAGAAUUUGCAACAGAAGCAGCGGAGGGACCUCUACGUUCUUGCACUGAGAGUCUUGCACUGGGUAAGAGUGUUGUGUCCCUUCUAGACAUUGAAACACUAAAACUGGCAAGUGUUGGAAGGCAUGGCUACAGUGAAUCCAGCUGUGCUCCAAGUGUCAUCUCGGGACACAAAGGAAAGAAACCAGCCCCCCGUAAUGGGCAUUGCGACUCCAAAGAAGGCGGUGAUCGUGUUAGAUGCCAUGAAGGUGUUAGAUCCACGCUGGUUAAAACCUGAUAGCAUUGAAACAGAAAGAGUUGUAUCUGUCUUGGAUGAGACAAUUGCCAAGCUGGAGCUGAGCAGCUUGAUUCCACGUAUUAUUGACUCACUGGAUAGGUUUUCUGCUCUGCUGGGACCUGAGAUCACAAACAACCUAAUUGAGCACCAGAAGCUUUCAAGCAAAAUGGAGCACCUGCUUGCCAGCCCUGAAGAAGAGGACGCCAUGAAAGCUGAGGAGCAAAGGGUCUCUCUCUGCUUGCUCGAACAACAGCUGAAGUGUUCUGUUAGAAAUAUCCUGAGACUUUUACUGGCCAGCCCUUUACUUUGUAAGGCUCUGAAAUGCGAAGCUGGGCCAAGAGAGCCACCAGCUGAAGUGUUUAUCAAAGCCUUUAGGGAGUUCAGGAAUUUCGUGUUUGAGCGACUCCUGACUAGUCCCACAGAAGAGGAAGAAACGGUUCAGUUCAUGGAAGAUGUCUCCCUCCGGAUUAAGAAAAACACUGAAACAAUCACAGCUUCGCAGGCAGAACUGGUGGCAGCAAUCUGUACUCGAGAUGAGGAGGUUCAGAAAAAGGACGAUAUGAUCAAAGACCUCAAAAAGAGCAUGCAAGGUCUAGCUGAAGACUGCAAGACCAACAUUCUGCAGGUCAAGUGGGAAGGAGAAAAACAGCAAAAAGAGGAGCUGCGAGCUUCUCAGGCCAGAUGUGCCAGCCUACAGCAGGACGUUCAGCAGCUAGGAGCACAACUCAAUAAGCUGGUACUGGAGCAUCAAGCAUCAGAGCUGGCUCUCAGAAAGAGGAAGUGCAGAGCAGAGACGGAAAUUCUGAACUGGAUCCAGAAAUAUGACACAGACAUGGCAGAAAAACAGGCUGAGUAUGAGGAGGUUCAUGCUGCCUACACCAAGGAGAAGGCCCAGUUGUCCCUGCUGAUGGAGAAACACGCUCUGCUUCUCCAGGAGUAUUCCCAGAUCGAGGAGGAGCGCAGGAUAUGUCAGGAGAAGAAGAAGAAGGCUUUGGAGGAGUUGGCCACCAUGACCCUUGCUGCCACCCGCAUCCAGGCUUUCUGGAGAGGCUACUUGAUUCGGUCCACCUUCAAGUUAAAAAAGAAGAGGAAGGGCAAGGGCAAAGGCAAUGGCAAGGACACAAAGGCUAAGAAAUAAUCACAGAAUCUAUUUUCUUUCCUUCAUUCUCUCCUGGCAACGCUGCUGACUCCCCUGAGACUGAGCUCGUCCAGAUAAAUGCAUUAGAGCUGAGAUAAUAUUUGCAUUAAGGCUCCAGCUGUCCAGGGGUGGAGUUGCCUCUCAUAGACUGGGUAUAUCAAAGUGGUGACAUGAAGACAUGUCUCUCCAUUUUAGGUUUAGCUUUGCUGCUCUGAAAAGGAGGAGGAGGUCUCCUGGUGAAGGGACUGGGCCAGGAGUGCAGAUUCCUGGUUUCUCUCCCUCGCCCAUACUUUGCUUGUGUGUCAGCACCUGGUUUAGAACUUUACCCCUGACUUUCACCAGGUGCUGACACGCAAGGUGUAGAGAAAUGGCACAAGGCCCAACAGGGUAUCACUCCUGGAAAUUCGCAUUUUUCAUCAGGGGACAGCCGAAGGGUGGGAUGUGGCACAGCCCAGCUCGUGCUCUGCUCCUGAUCGUACAAGUCGCUCCCCAAGCCCAGCAGCAAACCGUGCCCCAUUUAAUGCCUAUUCCCGUUUUGACAGCACGCUCUCCUCUGGAUUCUCCAGGGCCUAAUGCCCUGAGAGCACACUGCAGCCUUUCCCUUUCACAGGGCCUCGAGUCAAUUAUUUAAUUCCUCUCUCUCUGCUUCUUAUUCUCAGUAACCAUGUAGAAACUUUGUAGCAUGGAGCUCUUUGCUCCUGUGCCUGCCAGGGCUGAAACUGGGCACGGGUAGUUUUACAGAGUGCUAUGUCUUACGUGUUUCAUUUUCUUGGGGAACUAGGCUGUUGUAUGUAACCAGUGUGACCCGGGCAGCUCCUCUCACAUAUUCUUCACAUUUAACAGGUCUCAGAGUAAACAGUUUUUUGAUCCAGACUGCCGGUGACAUUUCUGCACUCCCUGACAUCAGUGGCUCGUC